AUGUCAGCCAGCCAUGUCGCAGUUCCCCUCGGUCUCCUUCAUAUGAAGAAGCUCCAGAGGUGGUUCGGCCAUCUGCGUCUCGACCCAAUGCGCCACAAAAGGCACGUACUCACGGUUCCUCCCUUGGUCCAAUCAGACUUGGAGUACUGGGGAACUCCCAGGGUGCUGACGAUGGGAGUUCCCCUGGGCAGAGCCACAUCACACGUCUCGGUGUUCACAGACGCAUCUCUGCUCGGCUGGGGAGGCACGUGUCUGUCACAGGCUGUGGAAGGACGGUGGGAUCACACCCCGUCUCUCCACAUCAACUGCCUGGAACUAGCUACGGUGCUGAAGGUGGUGAAACACUUCGCACCGGUGCUGAAGGGCAGACACGUCAUGGUGUGCUCGGACAGCACAACAGCCGUCGCAUACAUAAACCGGCAAGGCAGUGUUCGCUCUGUCCAGCUGCUGGAAAUUGCACGGGAACUCCUACUCUGGGCUCAUCAAAACCUGCUCUCCAUCAGAGCCGUGCACGUCCCGGCCAAGCAGAACUGCACUGCAGACCUCAUGUCACGGGGAGGGCCCCAAAAAAAACACCCCUGGCGGAGGGGUCUCCUCUGCGCAUUCCCUCCGGUCCCACUUAUCCCGCGGCUCCUCGCACACAUGCAGGACAAGCGGCUGCGCGUCCUCCUGAUAGCUCCGGAGCGCACGAGCGCAGCUUGGUUUCCGACCAUGGUUCAGUUGCUGGCGGGAGAGCCCUGGCAACUCCCCUGGCAGGGAGACGCACUCUCUCAGCUGGAUGGCGUGAUCCAGCAGUUCCCCGUGAUAGGUCAGCGGCUGUGGGCCUGGCCCCUGAACAGGAACGACUGGAGAGCAUAGGAUUGCCUCCAGCGGUGGUGCGCACU
Molecule: messenger RNA, 884 nt
Organism: Monopterus albus (swamp eel)
Lineage: Eukaryota; Metazoa; Chordata; Actinopteri; Synbranchiformes; Synbranchidae
Exons: 1
Coding region: 1-858 (285 amino acids)
Molecular function (GO): nucleic acid binding
Source: RefSeq, a predicted model, not a curated record